AUUCAGGAACAACCUUCCCAAAUUUUCCCCUGAAGAAUUGCAUCAAACCCAAUCGCCAGCCGAUUCCCCCCUCUGACCAACGUCUAGAUCGCCAAACCAUACAUCCUCCCGAGCACGACACGAAGUUGCGAAUUAUGAAUAAGUGACAUUCAAUUUCGGUGUCGCGGUCGACCAGGUUAGCUAUCCGCAUCCUGUCGCUCUCGUGAAUCGUGUUUGCGUCCCAACCACGACACGAUAACGGCUCCCAUCGCCUCCACCUCGUAACACGCGCCACGCGACUCGCCAUGGAUCAAGCAGACAUACCGGCGCUGCUCUCACGCCUAGCCAGCGACGAGGAUGCAGCGCGCAAGAUGGCUGUCUUCAAACUGCAGUCUUCCAUCAACGACCCCGCGUUUGCCGAUGUAUUCAUCUCUUCGGGCGGCCUGAUUAUCCUACGACGACUAAUUAUGAGCACGGGAGGAAACACACUUGCAUACUCACUGCAGAGUCUCAGUCGGCUGCUUGAGGUGGACAUGGGCUGGGACAUCUUCGAGGGGCCAACAGCUGGGGAUCUAGUAGAGCGUGUCGUGGAACUCAUCGUGACAAAUCCUCUGGUCAACAUCCUUCGCGGCGCCAUGUCCAUACUUGUCGCUCUAGUGAGCCAUUCCCAGUCCGAGACUCGCAAUGGUGCCAUGCGAACGCCAGGCACCUUUGGUUUCCGUGCCCUGAAGCCCGCCGUAGCCGUAUACCCCCAGUUCUUUGACCUGGUUAUACAACAAUUGCAAUCAGCUGACCAUGCUCUCUGCGCCAACGCCCUCAUGCUGAUUAAUGCUCUGAUAAGGGAUGCUGUGUCCAGCGAAGCGACCGCCAGUGGAACCAAUGGCACCAACAGCAAUAGCAAUGGCAACAAAUCGAGCGUCUCGGACGAGUGGCCCAAGUUCAUCCGGAGAUUACAGGAUCUGGGACUCAUCAAGGCCGUAUACAACCUCAUGCAAAGCUCAGCAUUGCAAGAUCUUGCAUAUCCCCUGCUGGAGUUCCAAUCCCUCACUAAGGUGCUGUUGCGCAAGUGGCGAGAGGUUCGGGUCGACCUUGAGCGGCCAGAGCAUCGACGCGCACUCAAGGGACUGCAUCUUGCUAGUGCACCCAACCGAGACUACAUGAACGGUGUUGCCAAGGUGGAGGAGAACCAAGAACCAGGAAAGAAGGGGAGCAGGCGGCACAAUCCCGAGAAAUGGCGCAGGUUAGGCUUCGAAACGGAGGGCCCAGCCGGCGAAUUUGAAGCAGCAGGCUUUUUGGGCAUGAUGGACCUGACGGACUACGUGAGGAAGAACGAAGAUGGGUUCCAGAAACUGCUCCUAGAACAGUCGACCAAGCCUCUGAGAGAGCGUUGUCCGAUUGCAAGGUCUAGCCUGGCCGUGACCCUGAUCCUGUACGACCAUUUCGACUGCGAUAAGACCGGGAUAGAAGACCUGAGAGGCUAUCAGUUGUCCGAUGGAAAGCAGCAAGACAAGCUGUACCAUCCUUUGCUCCUACAAUGGUCUAGAUUGCACACGGCAGGACUUCAAUCCUUCUUCCGACUAUGGAAAGCAACUGGCGCUGACCAGAGCGAUUUCGACAAGGUGGCGGAGCUAGUGCGGAUACUGGUAGACCAAGCGGUGGGCACGGCAGGACGAUCGAAGGAUGUCCUGGAGGUAGAGGAUGAACUGCUCGAGUUCGACUGCUCGCGACUACGAGAACUCCAGAUGGAGCUGUUGGACUUGUCCUUCGACGACAACUGGGGUCAUCAUUUAAAUCAAGUUCGUGACGAUCUGAGGAAGGAAUCCCUCUCGUUUGUCAAAGAGCAACGAAUUCGGUGUCUGCUACAGGGAGCUUGGUUCUCAAAACCGACACCGUCAAAGGAGAGUCGAAAUGAGAGCUACCAGAAUCGCCGAGCCGCCCAGGGUACCGUGUGGAGAUACGCAAAACUGUCCCAUAACCGUCGAUGGCUGCACUUCUCCGAUUUCGCGUUGCGGACCGGACAUGAUCCGGGUCUGGAAGUCCUGGAUGAGAAGGUAGAUCUGAGCAGGAUUAGCUCGGUGGUGUCAAACGUGUCGACGACCAACGAUGAUGCGCGAAGCGAGUCGAACAAGUCCACACUCCGAACGCCCAUGAUGAACGGGGCCGGGUCUGGGCCGUCGAAGUCGACCACCAAGAUCACCAUCUUCAGUUUCAGCAACCCAGAGGACGCGAGCAAACCCGGUGGAGACGGCAAAGAACAUCCGGUGCUGACUCUGUACCCCCUGAACCACAGUGUGGCAUCGGAAUGGCUUGACGGUCUGUUAAUGCUGCUAGAUCAAGCGCCCAUUACGGCAGAAACGCAGAAAUUGAUCUCGUUGGUUGGAGACUACGGUCUGAAGAUCAGACUGCUGAACGUCAGAAUGGAGGCAGCGUACUCAGGGCCACCACCGGGGGCGGGCGUGGUGCCGAGCAGAGAGGGGCUGGAUGCCGAGUACUACUACCAAGUGUGAGCGGGAAGCGUUUGGAAUUGUGGCUCGGAUGGUUGCGUGAUUGUAUGUUAUUGGUUUACAGUUUGUGUGUGCGCGAUAUAUGAUAUACCCUGGCCCGGAUGGCGGACUUGAUGUAGCGUAGUUGAUUUUGCGCGUUUUCGCUGCUUGGGGGUUGCGAUUCAUGACGCGAAUACACCCAACGGAAUAAAAGCACGCCAUUCCUGAGGUAGCUCGGACUGGCCUAUAAAUAUG
Pseudomassariella vexata is the source of this 2717-nucleotide messenger RNA. RefSeq names its product ELMO/CED-12 family protein. The transcript has a single exon. NCBI's taxonomy places the organism in Eukaryota, Fungi, Ascomycota, Sordariomycetes, Amphisphaeriales, Pseudomassariaceae. Gene Ontology annotation, biological process: cell motility; actin filament organization. The coding region runs from base 285 to 2486 and encodes 733 amino acids. The record is from RefSeq and is a predicted model, not a curated record. Gene Ontology annotation, cellular component: plasma membrane.